Molecule: messenger RNA, 3126 nt
Organism: Brassica oleracea var. oleracea
Lineage: Eukaryota; Viridiplantae; Streptophyta; Magnoliopsida; Brassicales; Brassicaceae
Product: lysine-specific demethylase JMJ25
Exons: 11
Coding region: 191-2965 (924 amino acids)
Biological process (GO): regulation of transcription by RNA polymerase II
Cellular component (GO): chromatin; histone deacetylase complex
Molecular function (GO): transcription coregulator activity; chromatin DNA binding; histone H3K9 demethylase activity
Source: RefSeq, a predicted model, not a curated record
AUAGAAUUAAAAAGGAAAAUGGAAAAAGAAAAGAGUUCUUAACUUUUUGUAUUAAGUUAAAUUGCAAAGUUUGAGAACUCUAAAUUUCUUUUCUGGGAAUUGUUCAAAUCUUAUCAGCUAAAUUCUCUAGCUGGAAUAUAGGCUUCGGAUAGAGAGAAUCAUCGCGGCUUCCAACGCGUUCGGCGAAAAAAUGGGCAGUGUUAGUUUGGAGCAUUACAGUCUUCUGAUGGAGAAUUCUCUAACUUAUUCUUGGUGGACCAAGAAGAAGAGAAGUUUUAGAUUAUUCAAGUCCAAAGGUUCUGCUAGUAGGAGGGGAGAUAAAGAGGCCUGCACGAGCUCCAAGCCUGUGAUAUCGAGAGUCUAUUGUAGGAAAAGGAAGCAUUCCGUAGACGAUCAAGAUUUAGCGCUUGAAACCAACGACAAAAGAAGCAGCAAAGUUGAAGCUGUUCCUAAAGAUGUGAAACACUCUUCUGAUGAUGAUAUCAUGUUAAGUGAUUGGAUUACUAGGCGGAGGAACACCGUGGAAAAUAGGGAAGAUAAGGGCAAAGAAGAAGUUGAUGCUAAAUCUGAAGAUGACGAUGAUUGCACAAUAUUAGAGAAUCAGAGUUCUAAAAGAUUCACUAGUAAAAGGAAAGACAGGCGCCAACUAGAACUUGAAGAAGACAUGGAAUGGGAAGAAGAAGUUAACCUGAUUUCUAAGAUGAAGGCAUCAUCCCGAAGAAGAAGGAAAGCUUCCAACAUUCCUGAAAAUGACACAGUUGCUACUUCUUCUCAGUCACGUUCGCCAGAUUCAGAAGUAUUAGAUGCCCUUUUGAAAAUUGGCAGUUCUGAUGACUCCACAACCAUUAGAAAUACUUCAAAGGAGUCUAAGGAACGCAAUGCAAUUUGCCACCAGUGCUUGAAAGGGGAAAGGGUAACUCUUCUCAUCUGCAGAGAAUGUAAAGACACCAUGUAUUGUCUUCAAUGUACAAGGAAAUGGUAUCCACAGUUAUCUGAGGAUCAUGUCGUUGAUAAAUGUCCUUCCUGCCGCAAAAACUGUAACUGCAGCAGAUGCUUGCAUUUGAAUGGUUUAAUCAAGACAUCGAACAAGGAACUCUCAAGUUCUGAAAGACGCCAGCAUCUCCAAUACUUGAUUUCACUGAUGCUUCCAUUUCUGAAAAAAAUAUCUGAAUCCCAGAGUGAAGAGAUUGAAAUUGAGGCAAAGGUUCAAGGAAUACUGCCAUCUGAAGUUGAUGUAAAUAGGGCAGUAAGCUACUGUGAUGAACGUGUAUACUGUGAUCAUUGCGCAACUUCAAUCGUUGACUUGCACCGCAGCUGCCCAAAGUGCUCUUACGAGCUUUGUCUGAAAUGCUGCCAAGAGAUUCGCCAAGGAUCGAUCUCUGAACGCCCUGAGAUAAAGUUACACUAUGUUGACAAAGGAUACAAGUAUAUGCAUGGUCUAGAAAUGGAGCCGAGCUCCUCUUCUGUAUCUGAGGAGGACGAAGAAGCUAAACCAUCCCCUCAGUGGAAUGUUGGUUUCAACGGAAGCAUCACUUGCGCACCGAAAGCACUAGGUGGUUGUGGCGAAUGUACGUUGAAGCUUCAGCGAAUCUUACCGCGGAUGCGGAUGUCAGACUUGGAACAAAAGGCAGAGACUCUCUUGGCAUCGUACAUUAUAAGCCUCCCUAGAGCGUUGAACUGUAAGUGCUCUGCCUUGGAGACAGAUAUGAGAAGGAAAGCAGCUUCGAGGACGACAUCAAACGACAACUACUUGUUCUGUCCUGAUUCUCUUGAUAUCUUGAAGGAAGAAGAGCUUCUGCAUUUCCAAGAGCAUUGGGCUAAAGGUGAACCAGUAAUCGCCAGGAACGUUCUUGAUAGCACACCUGGUUUAAGCUGGGAGCCGAUGGUUAUGUGGCGAGCUUUAUGCGAAAAUGCGGAUUUAUCAACAUCAAGUUCUAAGAUGUCUCACGUCAGAGCAAUUGAUUGUUUAUCUCAGUGUGAGGUGGAGGUGAACACUCGUGACUUCUUUGAAGGUUAUAGCAAGGGAAGAACUUAUGAAAACUUCUGGCCUGAGAUGUUGAAGCUAAAGGACUGGCCUCCUUCUGAUAAAUUUGAAGACCUUUUACCUCGCCACUGUGACGAGUUCAUAUCCGCAUUACCUUUCCAAGAAUAUAGCGAUCCUAGAACCGGAAUUCUGAACAUUGCAGCAAAGCUUCCUGAAGGUCUCAUCAAACCGGACCUGGGUCCAAAAACUUACAUUGCCUAUGGGAUUCCAGAUGAGCUUGGUAGAGGCGAUUCCGUGACUAAGCUUCACUGUGAUAUGUCUGAUGCGGUUAAUAUAUUGACGCAUACGGCUGAAGUAACGUUAAGUCAAGAGCAGAUAUCUGCAGUUAAAGAUAUAAAGCAGAAACACAAGGAACAGAACAGGUUCGAAACAAAUGGCACUGGUGUUGCAUGUAGCCAAGAGGAAGUAGAAAAGAACAUGCCAGAGAUUCUGAGCCAUGAAAAUGAUGAAACGGGAAAUGCCCUUUGGGACAUAUUUAGGAGAGAAGAUAUUCCUAAGUUGGAAGAGUAUCUGAGAAAGCAUUGUAAAGAGUUUAGGCACGCUUAUUGUUGCCCAGUCACAAAGGUUUAUCAUCCGAUACAUGACCAAUCAUGCUAUUUAACCGUUGAGCAUAAAAGAAAACUCAAGGCGGAGUUCGGGAUCGAACCAUGGACGUUUGUGCAAAAGCUAGGAGAAGCGGUGUUUAUUCCUGCGGGCUGUCCUCAUCAAGUUCGGAAUCUGAAGUCGUGCACAAAAGUGGCAGUAGACUUUGUAUCACCAGAGAACAUUAAAGAGUGUCUGCGUCUGACAGAGGAGUUUCGCCAACUUCCCAAGAACCAUAAGGCCAGAGAGGACAAACUUGAGGCAAGUCUUUUCUCUCUUUACCAAUUAAUCAAUGUCUUCUUUUUGUUGUUGUAUGUUCGUGUGUUUGUGUUUGUGUGAGCAUACUGCAUCUAUGUAUGGUUGAUGCUGGUGGGGUUUAGCUGGAUAUCCGGGUUAUUCUUGGAUAUUUGGAUCCAAUUAGGAGAGAUGUGCAUUUGAACCGAACCAGAACCAGAACCGAACACUAAUCGGUUUACUCCGAAUCGAAAUUUUUAUCUUUA